Molecule: messenger RNA, 3103 nt
Organism: Onychomys torridus (southern grasshopper mouse)
Lineage: Eukaryota; Metazoa; Chordata; Mammalia; Rodentia; Cricetidae
Gene: Klhl8
Product: kelch like family member 8
Exons: 10
Coding region: 278-2140 (620 amino acids)
Molecular function (GO): protein binding
Source: RefSeq, a predicted model, not a curated record
UCCGCCGGGCCGGGCACGAGCGAGUGAGCGAGCGAGCCACCGGGCGCGUCCGUGGUGGGGUGUCCGAGCGGGGCUGGCGCGGCGCCGGCGCGGAGCGGGUGUGGCGGCUCGGCCUGCGCGGCGGGCGAGGACAGCGAGCAAACUGUAUAAUGGCAAUUGAAGGAAUUUUGAAAGAUGUCUAACGUCUAGUGGCUACAUCUGUCUUCUAUCUUCUCACCCUUGAAAGAAGAGUAAAUGGGAUGUUUCAGAAGGGAGCUCCAUAAAAAGAGUGUUGCAAAUGGCUUCAGAGUCCCCCAAUGGGAAACAAGCUAGGAGUCACGUGACAAAGGGGCGGCGGCAGCCCCCACACCAGCCAGCGAGGACCAGGUCUUCUGUCAGCGAGUGUGAUGGCGAAGACUCCUUCAUCUUUGAAGCCAAUGAAGCAUGGAAGGACUUCCAUAGUUCUCUCCUUCGGUUCUAUGAGAAUGGGGAGCUCUGCGAUGUCACACUGAAGGUUGGCUCAAAGCUGAUCUCUUGUCACAAACUGGUGCUGGCUUGUGUGAUUCCCUACUUCAGAGCCAUGUUUCUUUCUGAGAUGGCUGAAGCCAAGCAGGCACUGAUUGAGAUUCGAGACUUUGAUGGUGAUGCCGUGGAAGACUUGGUGAAAUUCGUCUACUCUUCACGGCUCACAUUGACAGUAGACAACGUCCAGCCUCUCCUGUAUGCAGCAUGUAUCCUGCAGGUUGAACUGGUGGCCAGGGCUUGCUGUGAAUACAUGAAGUUACAUUUUCAUCCCUCCAAUUGCCUGGCAGUACGAGCCUUUGCGGAGAGUCACAACCGAAUAGACCUGAUGGACAUGGCGGACCAGUAUGCCUGCGAGCACUUCACUGAAGUGGUGGAUUGUGAAGACUUCGUGAGUGUGUCUCCCCAGCACCUCCACAAGCUUCUGUCCUCCAGUGAUCUCAACAUCGACAGUGAAAAGCAGGUCUACAGUGCGGCUAUCAAGUGGCUCCUUGCCAAUCCCCAGCAUCAUUCUAAAUGGCUGGAUGAGACACUUGCACAGGUUCGUCUGCCAUUAUUGCCGGUUGAUUUUCUUAUGGGUGUUGUGGCAAAAGAACAGAUUGUUAAGCAAAACCUAAAAUGUAGAGAUCUAUUGGAUGAAGCAAGGAACUAUCACCUUCAUUUGAGCAGCAAACCGGUCCCGGAUUUUGAGUACACGGUCCGCACUACCCCAAGGAAGCACACGGCUGGUGUGCUGUUCUGUGUAGGUGGCCGAGGUGGAUCUGGUGACCCCUUUCGUAGCAUUGAAUGCUAUUCCAUCAACAAAAACAGCUGGUUCUUUGGACCAGAAAUGAACAGCCGAAGGCGGCAUGUGGGUGUGAUCUCUGUGGAAGGUAAAGUGUAUGCGGUGGGUGGACAUGAUGGGAAUGAGCAUUUGGGUAGCAUGGAGAUGUUUGAUCCUCUCACUAACAGAUGGAUGAUGAAGGCGUCAAUGAACACCAAGAGGAGAGGAAUUGCUUUGGCCUCCUUAGGGGGCCCAAUAUAUGCAAUUGGAGGGUUAGAUGACAAUACUUGCUUUAGUGACGUGGAGAGAUACGACAUCGAAUCUGACCAGUGGAGUACAGUGGCACCAAUGAACACUCCCCGUGGAGGCGUUGGCUCUGUGGCUUUAGUAAACCAUGUUUAUGCAGUGGGUGGCAAUGAUGGAGUGGCCUCCUUAUCCAGUGUGGAGAGGUACCAUCCACAUCUGGACAAGUGGAUAGAGGUCAAGGAAAUGGGUCAGCGACGAGCAGGCAAUGGUGUUAGUGAACUUCAUGGCUGCUUAUAUGUUGUUGGUGGUUUUGAUGAUAAUUCCCCUUUGAGUUCAGUUGAACGGUAUGACCCCCGCAGCAACAAGUGGGAUUAUGUGGCAGCACUUACAACUCCCAGGGGAGGAGUAGGCAUCGCAACAGUGAUGGGCAAAAUCUUUGCAGUUGGUGGUCACAAUGGCAAUGCAUACCUAAACACAGUGGAAGCAUUUGAUCCAGUACUGAAUAAGUGGGAGCUGGUCGGACCUGUGUCUCACUGCAGAGCUGGUGCUGGUGUAGCCGUGUGUGACUGUUUAACUAGCCAGAUCCGAGAUGUAGGUCACGGGUCCACUAAUGUGGUUGACUGUAUGUGAUGUGAACCCCAGUAGCAACUGUGCAAGCACACGGGGUGCUCGGGAAGACAGCCAGCAUUGGAUACGGCCCCCUUUGAUUUGACCGCGGCGGCUGUUGUGGUGUGAGUACACCUUGUGGACCAAUGGCUGGAGAGUGGUAGCCACACAGUGGUGCUUCCUGCUCUGGCAAAUAAUGAGGCCGUCUAUCUUUGAACCCGUUCUUGUUCUGAAAGACGUUUCAUGUAGUGCCAAACCUUCAAAUAGCUGUUUAUUUUGAUGAAUAAAAUUUAAUUUAUUGAGUUUUAUCUGCUCUUUCUCCUGAAGUUACUAACUUCAGGCAGCAGAUUUUCCCCUGAGGAGGGAUAAGUCUGCCCAUUAACGUAAGGACUUGAGACUCAUUCGACAUGGUGCUGAUGAAUUGAUGUUUUCUUUUUGUCUCUAGAUGGUGGCUUUCAGUUCUUGAGUUCAAGUAGAAAAAUGUGUGUUUCUGAGGCAUUCUUGAAACUAUAUUAGUGUCUGUAAGAAGCCCUCCAUUUCCUUUUGGAGUUUUAGAACUAUAGAACGCAGCCAUGCUGGGCCCCUCACCAGGGUACUGGCUGUUCUUAGGGCUGUUGUUUUCCAUUUUUCCCCUCUCAUGCAGUUGUGCACCUGAGAAUGUCUUAGUAACAGCUUCAGUCUAGCGUCGUUCAGUGCCCAGGGGAGAGACUUAGAAAAGGGAUGUGUGACACACAUGACCACCUAGGGAGAAAACCGGAAGGUCCUUCACCUCAGUCUCUGGUUUAGUCGUUGGAUUUUGGACACAGGAUCCAUUUUCUUCUUAUUUUGUUAUUUGUCACUGUCUUGGUUUUUCUGAUUGUACAAAAGCUGCAUUUAUUUAUUAUCAGGAAAUGAAUGCAUUUUUACAAAAGCCCUUUAUGUAGUAUAGUUUGAUGGUUAGUUCAAGUUUGUCAUUAAUUAAUAAAAUAUGUUAUUGGUAAAAACAGA